Centruroides sculpturatus (bark scorpion) is the source of this 1140-nucleotide messenger RNA. Its product is annotated as peptide chain release factor 1-like. Bases 1 to 1140 code for a protein of 379 amino acids. Gene Ontology annotation, molecular function: translation release factor activity, codon specific. Gene Ontology annotation, biological process: translational termination. The record is from RefSeq and is a predicted model, not a curated record. NCBI's taxonomy places the organism in Eukaryota, Metazoa, Arthropoda, Arachnida, Scorpiones, Buthidae. The transcript has 2 exons.
AUGCUUGAUAAAGUAGUUUACGAUUCGCUAGUUAAAAUUCGCCAGAAUUAUUUGCAAUUAAACGAGCAGUUAAACGACCCAGCGGUGGUCAGCGACGUCAAAAAAUACCGGCAAAUAGCCCAAGAAAUCGCCCAAAUCAGCGAAGUUGUGCAAGUUUUUAACGACUACCUAGUUGUUUUUGAAAACUACCAGCAAGCUAAAGAACUGCUGGCCAUAUCCAAGGACGAGUCGAUCGCGGCGCUUUCAAAGCAGGAAAUGAGCGAAGCGCUCAAAAAACUGACCGAUCUCUCCCAGCAGUUAAAAGUUUUGCUUCUGCCCAAGGACCAAGACGAUGCGCGCAACGUGAUCGUCGAAAUUCGCGGCGCGGCCGGCGGACAAGAAGCCAACAUUUUUGCCGGCGAUUUGUUUGAAAUUUACAAAAAGUGGGCCGCUUUGCACAGCCAAGUACUGAAACCGAUCGCGGUCCAAAGAUCAGAUAGCGGCGGUUUUACUUUAGUUGUUUUUAGUGUCAAGGGCACCAACGUUUACGCCCAGCUCAAGUACGAAACGGGUGUCCACCGCGUUCAGCGCAUUCCUUUAACCGAGACGCAGGGACGAGUCCACACUUCGACGGCGACGGUAACGGUCAUGCCCGAAAUUGACGACCUGAUCGAAGUUAAGAUUAACCCCCAAGAUUUAAAAAUUGACACUUACCGCGCUUCGGGCGCCGGCGGUCAGCACGUCAAUAAAACCGAUUCCGCGGUCCGGAUCACCCAUUUGCCGACUAACAUCGUCGUUCAGUCCCAAGACGGUCGCUCCCAAAUCGCCAACCGUGAUUUAGCGCUCAGCAUUUUAAAAGCUAAACUUUACCAACUUGAAAUCAGCAAAAAAGAAGAGCAGGAGGGCGCCUACCGUAAAUUGGCCGGCACCGGCGCACGUUCGGAAAAAAUUCGUACUUACAACUAUCCGCAAGACCGGGUGACUGACCACCGGAUCAACUUUUCCACUUCUUUAAAAGGUGUUUUAAGCGGCAAAAUUGACCCGAUCGUGGAAGCUUUAAUCGCCGCUGACCAGUCGGAGAAAAUGCGCGAGGCCGUCAAACCGUCCGUAGCCAUGGCAAAAAGUAAGCGGUUAAAUCGCUCGUUGCCAAGGUUCCCAUAG